Messenger RNA from Tigriopus californicus, 2644 nucleotides. Its product is annotated as lachesin-like. Gene Ontology annotation, biological process: synapse organization. NCBI's taxonomy places the organism in Eukaryota, Metazoa, Arthropoda, Copepoda, Harpacticoida, Harpacticidae. The record is from RefSeq and is a predicted model, not a curated record. Gene Ontology annotation, cellular component: neuron projection membrane. The transcript has 8 exons. Bases 292 to 1338 code for a protein of 348 amino acids.
UCGGCGCUCCGCCAACUUCUGACACUGAGGAACAACGUGGACCAGAAGUGACUUGGAGGCAUUCUCAAAAAGACCGUGGAACAGUUCCAAAGUUCGAGGAGAGUUACUUUUUGUGUGAGGGCUAAUUUUGCCUUGUGUAUUUCAAGACAACGAAGGAAGGUAGAGAAAGGGUGAAUCUGAUCAGAAGUGCUAGUGCGUGUGGAACAAUUGUUUUUUUACAUCUGUUCGUUUCUGUCACCACCAUCUUCAAGGUUAGUUGUGGUCCACAUAAUCUCUACUCACGUUCCUUCAAUGCUUUAUAAGAUGAUGAGAAGGGACACCCCCCCAAUCAAGAUGUUAUGGAUUGGUCACGUGUUCAACAUCUUUCUCAUGCUCUCGAAUUGUGACAGGGUUGGAACUGUUUCUGAUCCCUGGCGUCGGCGACCUCAAUACCAAGAUUUCGGUCUUCCAUCGCUGUUCCCGCCCACAUUGUCGCCCCAUCAGAUCUCCACCACCGAGACCGUGGUGGAGGAGCCAAUAUUUGACAGCAGUCUGGUCACUAACAUGACUGCCCAGUUGGGGCAAACGGCCCAUCUGCAUUGCAAAAUCCUCAACAUCAAGAAGGGACAUCCAGUCUCGUGGAUCCGUCGACGGGACAUGCAUAUCUUAACCGUGGACCAAGCCGUGUUCACCAAGGACGCGAGAUUCCUCAUGCAUCACUUGCCAGAGAGCAGUCAAUGGACUCUUAUGAUCAAGUAUUUGCAGAAAAGGGACGAGGGAACGUAUGUGUGCCAGGUCAGCACCCAAACGGGCGUGAAAUCCCAUUAUUUCAACCUUUUGGUGACAGUGCCCACGGCGUUCAUUUUGGGCAGUGACGAAUACCACACUCAAGCCGGGAAUGCCAUCUCCUUAGUUUGUAUCAUCGAAAAUAGUAUGGACCCGCCUCAAUAUGUGUUUUGGUAUCACAAUGACCAACUGAUCAAUUAUGACCGAGUGAGCCGGAUAUCCAUCAAAACCGAUCCAGGUCCGAAAACUCACACUCGACUCAUCAUCAACGAUGUGAUCAAAGAGGAUUCCGGGAACUACACUUGCACCGCUCCCAAUACCAAGCCAUCGACCAUUGACGUCUAUGUGUCUCCAGGCGACAAGACCUUGUCAUUGAGUGACCACAGUCACGCCUCAUCGCCUCAUCACGCAUUGCAGUCACCCCACCUCCUUCUCGUUCAAUGGGCCUCCAUUUGGAUAGCCAUCUUUCUGGUCGGAGGAUCGUCUUUUCUGCAUUCCUCGUCACCCAACCCAGAUCAUCAUCCCCUGUCCACGCGAUCCUUAUCACAAUCAUCAACUUUGAAUCCAAGAUGAGAAACGGGACCUCAUUUCCGUCGAAAAAAAACCAGUCCUUGGCAAAACGGCGUUCUACGUUCUACGUUCUAUUCUUCGCGAUCGGAAUGACCAGAAAACUUUGCAUUCAGCAAAAAACUUAUAGAAACGCUUUCCGUAGUCUUUGAGCGUGGUCGAUUCGCCGCUCGUUCAAUGUGCGUAUUAACGAGAUUGGAACGGUCUCUGGCACAGGAAAUCUGUGGAUGAGUAACCCACUUUCCCAAUGUCUUGCUUUACUGAGUUCCAAGACAAGUGGGCACAGAGAAAGGAACAAAGGACGCUCAUCCAUGUGUCCUUGAAGGUGUGGGCGCACAUUUCCACCCGGCAACCCCGGCCAAAACACAAUAGAAACUUUCAUGAAUCAUUAGCUACAAGCACCUUUAGUUACUCACCCUCGAUGCCAGAACGAAUGUCAGAAAGAAAGACUCUUCGUGUUUUUGGUUCACAGCAUAACCAACCGAUCUGUCUACCCUCUAGUCUACCCUAUGUUGUAGUUCAUUUCAUGUGAAAUUGUCAUUGUGACUGAGGCAAUCUCAUCCACUCAAAGAACGGAUUCUUCCGCCGAAACAAAGACGACAAGUGAAUGAAAACAAAACGGCAGCACUGCUAGCUCUGCAUCUGCCUAGUGGGCUUUCAAGCCAGAACUGUGAAGGACUCAUGUGAAAGUAAACAGAAGUACUCUUUUGCCGCAAUGAGUUUGCCUUUGCUCACUCAUUGCACUGGAUAAUUUCGAGAUCAACGAAAACGAUGGGGCAACAAGGAACAAUGCCAAAAAGCAGUUAACGGACGAACCUCUCCUUUCACCCUGCCUGUCUCCAGCUCUACAAGCAAUGGUUGAUAGUGCCUUGUUCUCAUUCUUAUGAGUUGUUCGCAGAGAGCGAGAAGAAUCCUGCAAUUCAGUGGGUCCUUUCUCUUUCUCUCUGUUUCGGCCACAAAUGUUGAAGGAGCGAAUUCCUUGUUGACCUAACCUCACUUGAGGUCUAUCCAAUUGGAAGUUUGUGGAAUUUGAGUGGAUCUCUUCAAUUUGAUUGCCAAGUUAUGUCAUAAAAUGGGAUGGAUGAGAUUGAAUUUGAAUUUCGAUAAUUGAUAUGACCUCAAUAUGUACUUACAUGUUACUCACCUUUCACUUAGCGUACGUAGAGAUAUUAUUGGUGUCUGCAGGUUGGCUUUGCAAAAAUGCUCCCAUCUGUCUUCAAGAUUUUAAAUUAAAUAGCCAUCAACAAAUUCGCGUGAUUUUGGAAAUAGAACCAUCUAUUCAUCAAUAAAUUGUCUAAUGACACGGCUGCAA